Brassica rapa (field mustard) is the source of this 2013-nucleotide messenger RNA. Its product is annotated as probable pectinesterase/pectinesterase inhibitor 61. Gene Ontology annotation, molecular function: pectinesterase activity; enzyme inhibitor activity. The record is from RefSeq and is a predicted model, not a curated record. Gene Ontology annotation, biological process: cell wall modification. NCBI's taxonomy places the organism in Eukaryota, Viridiplantae, Streptophyta, Magnoliopsida, Brassicales, Brassicaceae.
UACAUCUAUAAUAAUAUUUAUAGAGCCACUUCCACAUCAUCUUUGUUCCCUUAACAGAACUCUUAACUUUCAAUCUAAACACAAAAAUUGCAGUAUGGGUUACGAUAGGCUCGGACCAUCAGGUUCGGUAUCAAACCCGAACCAGAAAGACCCUGCCACGUCACUCCCGGAGCUACAGAAGAGAACUAAGAAGACGAAACUGAUUCUCUUCACGCUAGCAGUACUAGUUGUCGCAGUGGUCUGCUUAGGGAUCUUUGCGGGCAUCCGAGCCGUAGGUUCAGAUCAACAUGCGCCGAAACUAAACCGUAAACCGACCCGAGAAAUCUCCCAAACCUGUAGCAAAGCCCAAUACCCGAACCUCUGCAUCGACACGCUUCUCGACUUUCCGGGAGCUUUAACCGCCGACGAGAAACAGCUCAUCCACAUCUCCUUCAACGCGACACUUCAGAGUUUCAGCAAAGCGCUUUACUCAUCGUCGACGAUCUCCUACGCUCAGAUGCCGCCACGUGUACGAUCAGCUUACGACUCGUGUCUCGAGCUGCUCGACGACUCAGUCGACGCGCUAUCACGCGCUCUCUCCUCCAUCGUCGCCGCCUCAUCUUCCGAUGACUCUCACUCCGAUGUCAUGACGUGGCUUAGCUCUGCGAUGACUAACCACGACACGUGUACGGAGGGAUUCGACGAAGCCGGAGACGCCGGAGGAGGAGUGAAGGAUCAAGUGAUCGGAGCGGUGAAGGACUUGUCGGAGAUGGUGAUUAACUGCCUAGCUAUAUUCUCCGGCAACGUCAAUGAUUUAAGUGGAGUUCCGGUGGUGAACCAUAGGAAGUUGCUUGGGGAAGAAGAAACAGAAGAGUUUCCAUAUUGGUUGAAGAGAGGAGACAGAGAGCUUCUCGGUACCCCGGCGACGGAGAUUCAGGCGGAUAUCACGGUGUCUAAAGAUGGUAGCGGAACGUUUAAGACAAUAGCGGAGGCGAUCAAGAAAGCGCCGGAGCAUAGUAGCCGUCGAUUCGUCAUCUACGUGAAAGCAGGAAAGUACGAAGAAGAAAUUCUCAAGGUUGGGAGGAAAAAAACGAACUUAAUGUUCAUCGGAGACGGCAAGGGUAAAACGGUCAUAACCGGUGGAAAAAGCAUCGUCGAUGACCUCACUACUUUUCACACCGCCACUUUCGCCGCGACGGGAGCUGGAUUUAUAGUGAGAGACAUAACGUUCGAGAACUACGCCGGACCGGCGAAGCACCAAGCCGUGGCGCUCCGUGUCGGCGGAGACCACGCGGUGGUUUACCGUUGCAGCAUUAUCGGAUACCAAGACGCGCUCUACGUACAUUCUAACAGACAGUUUUUCCGCGAAUGCGAGAUUUACGGAACGGUCGAUUUCAUAUUCGGAAACGCAGCUGUGAUCUUACAGAGCUGUAACAUCUACGCACGUAAACCAAUGCCUCAGCAGAAAAUCACCAUCACGGCUCAGAACCGGAAAGACCCGAACCAGAACACGGGGAUCUCGAUCCACGCUUGUAAGCUUCUAGCAACUGCUGAUCUCGAAGCCUCCAAAGGUAGUUAUCCGACGUAUCUCGGCCGUCCGUGGAAGUUAUAUUCUAGAGUUGUGUACAUGAUGUCGGAUAUGGGCGACCAUAUUAACCCGAGAGGAUGGUUGGAGUGGAACGGUCCGUUUGCGUUGGAUUCUUUGUACUACGGUGAGUAUAUGAACCGAGGGCCGGGGUCGAGUACGGGUCAACGAGUCAAGUGGCCCGGUUAUCACAUUAUUACUUCACCGGUCGAGGCAAGUAAGUUUACUGUGGGUCAGUUCAUUGGAGGUUCAUCGUGGUUGCCAUCCACGGGCGUGGCCUUCUUCUCCGGGUUGUCACAGUAAGGCUGUCUCCUCAGCCUUGUAUGUAAACUAAUAUACGAAAGAUUUUAUAUACAACAAGGUUUAUGUUUCUGUUUUUUUUAAGUGUACUUUGUUAUAUGACAGCGCGUAUUCUUGAAUGAAAUAAAUAAGAUUAUGAUUUGAAUAUU